Rhizoctonia solani is the source of this 2976-nucleotide messenger RNA. Its product is annotated as homeobox KN domain protein. The record is from RefSeq and is a predicted model, not a curated record. Bases 1 to 2976 code for a protein of 991 amino acids. Gene Ontology annotation, molecular function: DNA binding. Gene Ontology annotation, biological process: regulation of DNA-templated transcription. The transcript has 3 exons. NCBI's taxonomy places the organism in Eukaryota, Fungi, Basidiomycota, Agaricomycetes, Cantharellales, Ceratobasidiaceae.
AUGAGCUGUGUCGGAGACAGCGACCUGAUUCAGCAAAUCCAAACUCUCGAGGUUCAGUUUCUGAAGGCCAUUGCUGCGGGAGCUGAUGCAUGCGCUGUUUUUUCUACUCACCUUGAGUCGAUUCUUCUUCAAGCCCAGCAAUCUAUUCUCGACGGGCGUGCGUCCGCAGCUCUAAUCCAAAUACUCGCAAACGCUACCCGUCCCCUCAGCACGAUAUGCUCGACAUUCAUGCGAUUCGAGCACGAGGGUACAGAGGCAUCAUCAAGGCAAGCCAACACAAUCCAAGAGAUAUUCACAAAGGCUGUCCGGCGCCGCCACAAGCGUUCGGCCCGGUCUCAUAAGUCGAAAGCCGGGAAAUCCGGGAAAGUACGGCAGUCGGGCAAAAAGUCGAAGCGCGGUCCCAAGUCCCCUGCCGGCAACCCGAAGCGCCGGGUGUACACCGAAGCCAACAGGCCGACACCAGUCGGCGAAAAGCCAGGGCCGUCGAACGAAAACGGCAAGAAGCUCCGGGUUGUUACCGCUCCUCCUACUGACUCCAUGAAGUUUGGCGCUUGCCGAGACUUCUUUCUAUCCCACCUUGGUGACCCGUACCCAACAACCGUACAGAAACAUCAGAUCUUGAAGCAGUCCUCUCCCGACUUCACCCUUCGCUCUCUCAACCUCUGGUUCGUCAACAUCCGCCGCCGGUCCAAAUGGAUGGACAUAUACAAGCACCGUGCCGGAUCCAAGCGUGAGAUCAUGCGGGACCUCGUUGCCCGUGUCGAGGCCCAGGUCGCCGGCCGACCUCCGCCGAACCCACUUCCGAGCGGGGCUGCGCCACCGGGCUGCAAGGUAGACCAGUCGAUCGUGGAGGAGGUGAUGGCGAUGCGGGCGGUGGUGGACAUGGUGUCGCGGGAGGUGUACGGUGAAGGGUGGGACCAGAUUCUGCAGAUCAAGCCGUGGACGGAAGAGGAGGUGCGAGCGCAUGAAGAACGGAAGAAGGCGCAGAGACGAGAAGCACGCGCGAAUAAGAUGGACGGAGAAAAGAGAAAACAAGAACGCGAGGCGCGCAAAGAAGAGCGAAAGCGUGAUCGGGAAGAACGAAAGCGAAUUGAGCAGAACGCAGUUCAAGGCAUUCACGCUGCGCGUGAACUACACGAAAAAUUGCUGGCACUGAACAAGCGCAAACGAGACGAUGACGACGACGGCUCGCAGGAUAGCCCCAAACGUCGUAAGGAUCAGGAGGGAGAGAGUGAAAACGAUGCUUCUCAAAUGGCUAAGAUUCGAGUUCCUAAGGUAGACGAAAACGGAAAUCCUUUGUCCAAGAAAGAACGCAAAGCUCUUAAGAAGGCUAUGCUCGCUGCCCAAGCCAACCCUCUGAAGCGAAAGUCGCCCGGAUUUGGCGAAGAUACUAAUUAUCCUGGCGGAUCGGGCGAGACGAGUGCUUUCCCCGAUGGUUUGUCACCCAGUAAGCGUCGUCGCCGUGAUGCAGCCACCUUUGAAGGGUUCCCCGGUGCUGGAGAAAACACUGAUGGUGCUGCAAUGACCGACUUGUCCCAACUAUUUUCCAUCCAAUGGGCGUCGCCUACGACUUCUACCACACAAUUGCCGCCCAGCGAAAAUAGUCCUACUCCCGUACCGGCUCCCGCACAGGAUUCUGAAUUUGGCGAGUUUGCGCCCCCAUCCGGGUCCCAGGAUGUGCCGAUGCCAGCUGCAUCAACGAGUCUCGGACUUCCUAUUGAAGUCCCGGGCGAGCAACCUCGUAGAUAUUCCCAGCAACUAGCCGAAUAUGCGCUUCAAAGUGGUAUGUUUGGUGGCGACAACUUCGAAUUAUUUACCGAAGAUACCUUCCCGGCGAUGUCCGUCGAUCUGAAUCAAGAGACUAACAUGACGCCGUUCCUGCAUACUAGCGUCGCGAACCAUCAACCCGGUUCGUCCAUGAACCAGACUCCGCUUCAGACCGAGCCUCAUACCCCUAUUCCAAACUUGGCUACUCCGAUCGAACCCCAAGUUUACAACAAUUUUGCUGCCCCCCAACAUCCUCCACUUUCGCCAUACUCAUCCGCUAGCACUGUUACACCGACUGGGGAUGGCGACUCUGAUAUGUCCUGGCUAAACGCUGCGCUCGCACAACUUCCGAGCGAACAUGACGCGCAACAUCAUCAAUUCAAUGUGCCUGGUUCUCAAGAUAGCUCUGGUUUCAAUGCAGAUUACGCCGGGAAUCAAGGCGCAUAUAGUCAUCCCAUAUACGCCGUGCCCACAGAAUCGAGAGCUCCCGUUUCUCAUCAACGAACUUCGAUGGGGUACGUCACACCCCAGCCACAUCCGUCCCAGCCGCAGAAUGAUAUGCGUCCUCAGCACGCUCGUACUCCUUCGAUCCCCCCGACACAGCCCCGGCGAUCAUUCCCUCACCCUCAAAGUCAUUCUCCAGCUCCCAACUUCCCCCACCCUCAACCCCACCAGUCGCAAUCGCAAUCGCAGCCACAGUCACAGCCACAAUCGCAGCCCCGACGUCCGGGAGGUCUCUGGCAAACUCCCUAUUCUCAACCAGUGCAAUCUCAACCUCCGCCUCAACCGCAACCGCAAUCUCAGCAAUACCAUCAUCCAUCAACACCGUCUUUCCCUUCGCCUUCUCCACCGCCUUCUCGUUCUUUCCCUGCCCAAGCGCACCAUCACUACGACCCGAGCCAUGAGCGGCGCAACGCAUACAUCCACCAUUCCACUUCACCUUCUUCGCAAGAAUAUCACCACACACCCGUAUUCCCUCAAUCUCAACCCCAACCAGUUCAGUACGCACCCGCGCCAAACCACGCGCCCACAGCGGCCCCAGUACCAGACGCUGCUUCGAUCCUCAGGCAACACGAACUCGAGUUUACGCGCACCCAAGAGGAAAUGAGAGAACGCUUCAAGCGUGAACAAGAGGAGCAUUUCAAACAGUUUUUGCUUGCGCAAGAAAAGCUGAAAAAGCAGCUGUUGCCCGAGGGCGGUCGGUCGUGA